Ictidomys tridecemlineatus (thirteen-lined ground squirrel) is the source of this 4436-nucleotide messenger RNA. It is a transcript of the gene Ccnb3, whose product is annotated as cyclin B3. The record is from RefSeq and is a predicted model, not a curated record. NCBI's taxonomy places the organism in Eukaryota, Metazoa, Chordata, Mammalia, Rodentia, Sciuridae.
GCCAGGCUGAGAUGGACUUGUGCCGGUAAGACACGGACCUCUGUAUAUUUCCCUCGCCUCUCCUGUUCUGUCCUCAGUCGCGGUGUGAGCCCUGUCUUGUACAAGAUGCCACUGCCACUACUACGACAAAGCUGCAAACCUGAAACAAAGAAAUUUCAGUCUGGCAAAAUUGUGCCCUGUGAUCAUGACCUCUCCAACAAGGGGGAGAAUCACCAAGCAAAAAUAUCUCCAGUUUCACCUCAGGGGAUGGUCAAAAAGAGAUCAGCUUUUGAAGAUCUUACCAAUGCUUCUCAAAGUCAACCUGCACAGUCCAAGAAGGAAGCCAAUAAGGAGAUUGUAAAAGAUGUUUUCAGGAAAAUAAGCAAGAAUAGGCGUGUUUACGGAUCUGCUAAACACAAGGAGAUGAAAAGGUAUAAGUUGGAAAUCUCACCAGUAACAGCUUCUACCACCCCAGUGCCAAAUAUAAUGGAGAAAACGCUCAUUGUAGACAUAUCCACCAACUUCAAAACACCAGCUACCGAAGAGGCAUCACUCAUCAAUAAAUCAUUAGUUUUAAAAGAGGAAACAACUACUGAGGAGACAAACAUCAACAAGAUGUCAUUGAAGAAGUGCAGAAAUCAUGAGGACAUGUCUCUAUUAAAGCAGUCACUAUCCUUGCAGGAGCAGACUGACAGUGAUGAUGAAUUUGUUAUAGAGACAGUGACUUUGGGGAAGAAGCAUAAAGUUGAAGAGACUGCCAUCAGUGAGAAGACAUUAUCCUUAAAGAAGAAGACAUGCACACAUCAGGGGAAGAAGUCUUGUUGGGAGGAGUUGUGGACUUCCCAGGAUAACAAUGAUGAUGACAAAGUUUUUGAUAUGGAGCCAAUAAGUUUUCGGAAGAAACCUAAAACUGAGAAAUCAUCUCCCACUAAGAAGCAAUUAACCCUAAAGAAGCAGCAGCACGCCACAAACGGGAGGAUCUCCAAUGUGAUGAAGCCACUAGUUUUGCAGAAGGUCACCUCUGAAGAGGAGUCACUCUCUAAGGAACCACUGUCCUUUAAGAGAAAGUCUGCUUCUGAGAAGGUGUCCGUUUUUUGGAAGCCAUCUGCACUGCAAGAAAAGCCUGCCAACGAACGAGAGGUGGCCAUCUCGAAGACAUCAUUGACCUUGUGGGAGAAGAUAGACUUGGAAGAAGAGUCCUUCUUCAAGGAGUCAUUAGCUUUUAAGGAGAAGCCUACCACUGAGGAGACUUUUUCAAACAGGAAAUGCAUUACUCAAGGGAAGAUAUCAUAUUUGAAGAAACCAUUAGUACUGCAGAAGGUCACCUCUGGAGAGAAGUCACUCAUCACAAAUCCAUCACCCUUUAGAAAGAUGUCUACCACUGAACAGGAGUCUCUCUCCUGGGAGUCAUCUACGUUGCAGGAGAAGCACAUGACUCAAGAGGUGGUGGGAUUCUUGAAGAAGCCACGGGCAUUGCAGGAGGAUAGGAACCAUGAAGAUAAAUCUUUUAUGGAGCUAGUUUCUUAUAAGAAGAAGCAUAUUAUUAAGCAGACAACAUACACAAAGAAGCCAUCACCUUUGAAUAAGAAGUUUAAUACUCAGGGGGUGAUCUCCUGCUUGAAGCCUCAGACAGUAACCUUGGGGAGGAAAUCACUCACUAAGGAGCCGUUGACUCCCCAAAAGUCUCCCACUAGGGAGGAAUCACUUCUUGAGGAAACUGUGGGUUUUCCAAAGGAACAUACCAUUGAGAAAGCAACCCUUUCCAAAAAUCCUUUGUCUUUAAAGAAGCAGCAGCCCAGCACUCAAGGGACAGUGUCCCACAUGAAGAAGCCACUAGUAUUGCAAAUGGUUACUUCUGAAGAGAAGUCUCUGGUUAAGGAGCCAUUGUCCUUUAAAGAAGAAAAUGUGUCUUUAGAGAAAAAAAAGGGUACUACUUACUCAGUGCCCUUCUGGAAAGAACUGUCAGACUGGCAGGAUAUAAUUGAUAAAGAAAAUAAUUCCAUCUAUGUGAAGCCAGUGUCACUUAGGAAGAAGCCUACAAAUGAAGAGACAGUCCUUUCUAAGAUACCAGUGUCUUUAAAAAAGAAGGAAACCACUUAUGGGAAGGUGUUCCUGGUAAAGAAUCCAAUGGUCUUGCAGAAGACCACAUCUGAAAAUUCAUCACUCUAUAAGAAGCUAUUGCCUUUAAAGAAGAAGCCUACAACUGAAGAGAAGUUCUCCCAGGAGCCAUCUUCACUGAAAAAGAAGCAUACCAACCAGCAGGAGGUGUCCCUCUUAACGCAACCAUCAUUCUUUCAAGAGAUCACCACUGAAGAAAAAUCAGAUAGUAAGGAUCCAGCAACUUUGAAGGAGAAGCUUAUCACUGAGAAGAAAUUCCUCUUUCAGGAGCCACAUUCUUUGCAUUUUAAGCCUACCAAUGAAGAUGAGUCCCUUUUUCAGAAAGCUUUGGUCUUGCAAGAGAAGACUAGUACCAAAGAAGACUCCCCAGAGAAGCUGUUGGCUUUGCAGGAAAAAAGCAUCAGUGAAGAGAAGUCCCUUUUCAAUAAGCUCUCCAAUUUGGAGAAAGAGCCCUCCACUGAGGAAGCACCAAGCAUAGAGGGGCAAUUAUCUUUAAUGAAGCUUGAUGCUCAGGAGCAGUUGGCUUUGCAUGAGAACAUUACUAGUGAUGAGAAGUUCGUUAUUAAUCAGCCAGUGAUCUUGCAGGAGUUUCUGAACAUAGAGAAAGAGAUCCUCUUGGAGGAGCCCUUGGUCAUACAGGAGAAUCCCAGCAUUGAGAAGGAGACUGUACUCAAGAAGCCAUUGAUCUUGCCGAGGAAUUCCACCAUUAAGAAGCAGUAUACCAUGGACACAGGAGCUCACUUCAAGGAAGAUUUGGCUUUCCAUGAGAAACCCAGCAUCGAGGAGCAACAGAAACCCACAGUUGGUGGGGGAGGCCUCUUCAUGGAACCAUUGGCCUCACAGGAGAAUCCCAGUGCUGAGAUGGAGGCUACCCUGAAAGAGCUCUGGGCCUUGCAGGAGAAGCUCAACGUUCAGAAGGUGACCAUACCUGAAAAGCCAUUAGUCAUUCAGGAGAAGUCCAAUGUGGAGAAGGAGCCAUUAGCCAUGCAGGAGAAAACUACCACAAAGGAGAUAUUCCUUUUCAAGGAGAUAUUAGACUUGGACGAGAAACCCAUCACUGGGAAGGAGUUCUCCUUUAAAGAUCCUUUGGCUUUGGAAGAAAAUCCUACUCACAAGGAAGACACUUUUUCCAAAACAUUCUUGACCUUUGAUAUUAAGAACGACCCACGUGUAUCCAGCACUACCCUUGAAACCAGUACAGACAAAUCCAGUGCUGCCAACAUGUGCAAUGCACAGUACAGUACCACCAGCCAGUCCAGUGAAUGUGAACCUGAUUCCAAAGGACCUUUUUCAUCUCAGAGCGAGAGCAUAGAAAAGGAGAUGACCAUACCAGAAGAUAUUGACAAGGACCACAGCGAUCCAUGUUUCAAUUCAAUAUAUGCCAAGGAUAUCUUCAGUUACUUGAAAAAUAGAGAGGAAAACUUCAUACUUAUUAAAUACAUGGACAAACAGACUGACAUCAACAGUGAUAUGAGGGCCAUUCUUGUCGACUGGUUGGUGGAGGUACAGAUGACCUUUGAGGUUUGUCAUGAGACCUUGUACUUGGCAGUAAAGCUGGUGGAUCACUACCUGAUGAAGGUAGUAUGCCAGAAAGACAAGCUACAACUCCUUGGUUCAACUGCCUUUCUGAUUGCAGCAAAAUUUGAGGAACCCAGCCCUCCUUGUGUGGAUGACUUCCUGUACAUCUGUGAUGAUAUUUACAAGCGAGAUGAACUGCUUGCCAUGGAAAUCAGUAUCCUGCAAGCCCUCAACUUUGACAUCAACAUUCCCAUUGCCUAUCAUUUUCUGCGCAGAUAUGCUAGGUGUGUCCAUGCCAGCAUGAAGACACUGACCUUGUCUCGCUUCAUCUGUGAGAUGACCCUGCAGGAAUAUGACUAUGUCCAAGAGAGAGCUUCCAAACUAGCAGCUGGCUCCUUCCUCCUGGCCCUCUACAUGAAGAAGCUUGAACACUGUGUUCCUAUCUUGGAGUAUUACAGUGGCUACAAGUCCUCUGAGCUCCACCCCCUGGUUAGGCGGCUGAACUUCAUGCUGACUUUCAGUUCUUACAAUAGGCUCAAGACUGUGUAUUCCAAGUAUUCUCACCAGAUCUUCUUUGAAGUCGCCAAAAUCCCACCCUUGGACACGUCGAAGCUGGAGGAGAUUUUGGGCUCUUAAUUAUGAGGCUGAGGGGUCUGGCACUCUGGCAGUAGCCACAAAGGCUAAGAAAGCAUGAAAAGAAAAUAGGCUGUAUUUAUUCUGUGCUUGAAUUUGUCUUUUGGUUACUUUUCUUCAUUCUUUACUUUUCUUUGUUCGUCUUUUUCCAAACUGAUAAUGUUGUAAAAAUUUAAGUUGUUUUUAUG